AUGAAAAUCCUAUUUACACUUUUAAUUAUUCUCUCAACAUUUAAUUGCUUAGUUAAAUCACAAAAAUUUAUUAAUUUUGUUCCAUAUCAAGAUUAUGAAUGUACAACUAAUUCAUAUGGUUUUGGAUAUUCAAUUUCAACAUCUCAAGAAUGUAUCUAUAAUUUAGGAAAUGGACCAUCUAAUAAACCAUUAUCUUACUCUGCAAGUUGGGAGACUUUUCAAAAUGAAACAUAUCUUUAUUUUAAGACUUAUAACUAUACCGAUACAGCAUGUCAAAGUCCUUUAGAACAAUAUAGUAUGCAAAAUAAUUCAUGUAGUCCAAGUGUAUUUUUACCAACACCAUUUAAUGGUACAAUUGUUGGUUCUGAAUACCAAUAUUCAUUAAUUUCUCUUACUGAUGAACCAGUUUAUUCUCCAAAUUCUCUUGUAUUCUCACAAUAUCAACAACCAGAUUUUAACGUUUGUUCCAAUGGUGAUCUUUUAUUUUCCACAACUGUUUCAAAUGGUUUGAAAACUGUAAAUGGUGAAUAUUCCACUUCCUACAUUUGUAAUAACAAUAAUGCAUAUCUCUAUAACUGUAUUGAUCGUGUCAAUUGUAAACUCUCAAAUAUUACAUUAUCUUGUAAUCAAGCUGGUAAUAUUAACAAUCAAGUAAAUUAUUGUUAA
This is a messenger RNA of Dictyostelium discoideum AX4, 666 nucleotides long. RefSeq lists its product as hypothetical. The transcript has 2 exons. Bases 1 to 666 code for a protein of 221 amino acids. The record is from RefSeq and is a predicted model, not a curated record. Lineage: Eukaryota; Evosea; Eumycetozoa; Dictyosteliales; Dictyosteliaceae.